AUGGAGUCACUUCUACACCAGAACACGCUGCCGUUCUUCUCCAGUCACACUAAAACUAAAGGGUGUAAAUUAAACACCUCUUAUUCUUCCGUCUCCCAGGACUUGGCAGCGUUGGUCGCCAACGGCACAGUGACCAGUAAACCUCCGGUCACCCUCCGGCUGGUGAUCCCAGCCAGCCAGUGCGGCUCGCUCAUCGGCAAAGGAGGCUCUAAGAUCAAGGAGAUCCGCGAGACGACAGGUGCGCAGGUGCAGGUGGCAGGUGACCUCCUACCCAACUCCACGGAGAGAGAAGUGACGAUAUCAGGAAGCCAAGACGCCAUCAUCCAGUGCGUUAAGCUCAUCUGCACUGUCAUCCUAGAGUCUCCGCCGAAGGGAGCCACUAUUCCAUACCGACCCAGCCCGACCCCGGGAACCGUGCUGCUGGCAGGAAACCAGGUGAGCUGCUGGGAGGACGCUAAGUGGCUGCGCGAGGAGAUUAAUGCCUUUAAUUCAUUAUUUAGUGGAGCCGAGGGAGGAGACGAUCUGUUUCAGACGUACGCUGUGCAGAGUCACUACGGCAUUCCACACUCAGAGUUAGCGAAGCUGCACCAGCUGUCGAUGCAGCAGCAGGGCCUGGCCCCCAUCAGCCAAUCAGCGACACAAGUCCUACCUGGAGGAGUCGAGUCGAACUCUCAAACCACGUCUCAGGAGCUGCUCAUUCCAAACGACCUGAUUGGCUCCAUCAUCGGUCGCCAGGGAACCAAGAUCAACGAGAUCCGGCAGGUGUCGGGGGCUCAGAUCAAGAUUGGCAGUCAGAUCGACAGCACCAGCGACCGCCACGUCACCAUCACGGGAACGCCGAUCGCCAUCAACCUGGCCCAGUACCUGAUCACCACCUGUUUAGAGACCGCCAAAUCCACCGCCCAGUCCUCCUCCAUGCCGUCUCCCGUUGACCUGACCAUGAGCUUCACCCAGCCCGCCCCCCCUGCCUCCGCCUCGUCCUCCUCCUCCUCCCCCCUGGCAGCGAUGGGCGCCGCUCUGCCCCACGCUCCGAUCCUGGGCGCCCCCUACGCCCUUCCCCUCUCCAGCCUCCUGGGGGUGAAAUCCAUCCCCUACCUGGCACUCUCCACCCCUCCCGCCUCAGCAGCAGCGGCGGCGGCGGCGGCGGCAGCCAUCGGGGCUCCCGUCCUACCGGGCUCGAUGCAGACGGCGGCGACGGCGGCCGUCCCGGUCCCGGCCCACGCGGCGGCAGCCCUGGCGUCCUACACGGCCAAGAUCUCCUCGUCGGCCAACGGGAUGAAGAAGCCGGAGAGACAGAAGUUUGCGCCGUACUGA
Molecule: messenger RNA, 1314 nt
Organism: Stegastes partitus (bicolor damselfish)
Lineage: Eukaryota; Metazoa; Chordata; Actinopteri; Pomacentridae
Product: poly(rC)-binding protein 4-like
Exons: 9
Coding region: 1-1314 (437 amino acids)
Molecular function (GO): RNA binding
Source: RefSeq, a predicted model, not a curated record